Capsella rubella is the source of this 1813-nucleotide messenger RNA. Its product is annotated as 4-substituted benzoates-glutamate ligase GH3.12. Gene Ontology annotation, molecular function: acid-amino acid ligase activity. NCBI's taxonomy places the organism in Eukaryota, Viridiplantae, Streptophyta, Magnoliopsida, Brassicales, Brassicaceae. The record is from RefSeq and is a predicted model, not a curated record. Bases 1 to 1731 code for a protein of 576 amino acids. The transcript has 3 exons. Gene Ontology annotation, cellular component: cytoplasm.
AUGAGUCCUAGUUCUAAUCUGAUGGAUCUGGAAGAGCUAACAUGGAACGCAAAGCAGAUACAAGAAGACGUUUUGGAAGAGAUACUCACACUUAAUGCCAACACUGAGUACCUCCAUCGCUUCCUCAAAGGUAGCUCCGACAAAGAGCUUUCUAAAAAGAAUGUACCUGUGGUCACAUAUGAGGAUGUUAAGCCUUAUAUCGAACGUGUUGCGAAUGGAGAGCCCUCAGAUGUGAUUUCGGGUGGACCUAUUACUAAGUUCCUCCGAAGCACCGGAACUUCAGGAGGGAAACAAAAGAUAUUUCCUGUGAACGAUAAGUACACUGAGAAGCUUGGAUACGUUAUUGCUCUACAAUCUCACGCUUUAUCCAAGCAUUUUGAUAGCGGUGGCGAGCAAGGAAAGGCGAUGGAGUUUCAUUGCACUAAACGGCCAUCGGAAUCACCUUCUGGUUUACCAAUUACUGCAGUAUUUUCAAGCUUCUUCAUGAGUGAUUACUUCAAAAACCGGCCAUCAAAGUGUAGUUCUCAGUACACAAGCCCCGACCAAGUUAUAUUGUGCCCUGACUACAAACAGAGUAUGUACUGCCAUUUUUUAUGCGGGCUUGUCCAGAGAGACAAGGUUGUGAGUGUUGGUGCAACCUUUGCUUUUGUCUUGGUCCGAGCAAUCGAUUUUCUUAAGAAUUACUGGAAGGAAUUGUGUAGCAACAUCCGGUCAGGUAAUGUUAGUGAGUGGAUCACUGACCUUGAUUGCAGAACCGCUGUCUCAAACAUUCUUGGAGGAGCUAACACCAUAUUGGCUGAUUUGAUUGAGCAAGAAUGCAACAACAAGUCAUGGGAAGGUAUCAUCACUCGACUUUGGACCAAAGCCAGAUAUAUUGAAUGCAUUAUUACAGGACAAAUGUCUCAAUACAUUCCAAUAUUGGAUUUUUACUCCAACAAGCUUCCUCUAGUUUCCACAACAUAUGGGUCUUCUGAAAGUACGUUUGGGAUGAAUGUGGAUCCUCUAUGCAAACCACAAGAUGUCUCCUACACAUUUGCACCAAACAUCUCCUACUUCGAGUUUUUACCUGUUGAUCAUGAGGGAGACAUGGCCAGCAUUGUUGAUCUUGUUGAUGUCAAGUUAGGGUGCUACUAUGAACCUGUUGUCACUAACUAUUUUGGCUUACAUAGAUAUCUUAUUGGAGAUAUUCUACAAGUGACUGGAUUUUACAACAGCACACCUCAAUUUAGAUUUGUACACAGAAAAAAUGUGGUUUUAAGCGUUAGAUCGGAGACCACAACUGAAGAGGAGCUUUUGAAGGCAUCGGCUAACGCGACCGUUGUUCUUGAAUCUUCAAAUCUAAUGUUGGUGGGAUUCACAUGCUAUGCAGAUAUCUCCACUUUUCCAGGUCACUAUGUCUUCUACUGGGAACUCAAAGCUAAAGGCGUUAACAAUGUUUUCGAGAUUGAUAAGAACGUAAUGGUGAAAUGUUGCUCUGCAUUAGAAGAAUCAUUUGGUGAAGUGUAUAAAAAAAAUAGGAGUGAAGAUGGAGCUAUAGGAGCUCUAGAGAUAAGAGUGGUGCAACAAGGAACAUUUGAUUCUCUCAUGGAAUAUUUUGUCUCCUUAGGUGGUUCGAUUGCUCAGUACAAAACACCCUUAUGUAUCAACUCUUCAUCCGAAGCUUUAGCAGUUCUUGAAAACAAGGUUCUUACUCGAUUCUACAGCGAAAGACCUCCUCCUCUUGACUCAUAGUUGUUUGUAUUCUAUAUGCUUUGAAUAAACCAAAUUGUUACAUGUUCUUUAUGUUGAGGGGCUUGAAAGCUUAAGCUUUAAA